Molecule: messenger RNA, 1905 nt
Organism: Diachasmimorpha longicaudata
Lineage: Eukaryota; Metazoa; Arthropoda; Insecta; Hymenoptera; Braconidae
Product: odorant receptor 13a-like
Exons: 6
Coding region: 104-1357 (417 amino acids)
Biological process (GO): sensory perception of smell; detection of chemical stimulus involved in sensory perception of smell
Cellular component (GO): plasma membrane
Molecular function (GO): olfactory receptor activity; odorant binding
Source: RefSeq, a predicted model, not a curated record
CUCCUCUCCAACGCUUUCGGUCAUGAAGUUCCUGAUUUUUUAAUACCCACCCCCCUGCCUCUCCGGUCACCCUGCGGUGAAAACUUUCAUUCUCCCCAGAGCCAUGAAAUCACGAGAAAUGGACGCUGACGCGGAAGUUGAAUAUGAGAGAGUGAAGAAUCUGCUGAAUCGAAUCAGUUGGCCACUGGACAUCGGUGGAAUUUGGCCAAAAAAUACCUCGUUAUCAGCGCACCUCAGGUCCACGAUAUUCAUGACGUACUACGCCCUUCAUAUCUCGAUACAAUUCCUCGAUUUUCUGAAUGUCAUUGGGAGCUUGGAGCUGGUGAUAGCUAAUCUGGUGGAGUCCACGUUUCAGCCGAUGGUGCUGAUCAGGCUCUUCACAAUUCGCCGGAGUAAACUGACCCUGCGAAUCAUAGAAGCCCUUGAGGAGGACAUGGCCAUCGAGAACUUCAAGGAUCGGGAGGAGAUCAGGAUCCUCAGUCAGUAUGCAUCGAUGGCAGAGAAAUUCUACAGGAUCGCCGGGAAAAUGGCGGCUCUUGCUGCUGUUGUUUAUUACGUGACACCGGUACAAACGUAUCUUGUAAAACGACUUAUGAAUCGCAAUGCAGUCCUGAUAAAUCCAUAUCGAAUUUACCAUUUCGUCGAUAUAUCGUCCCUCAAGAGAACAGCAAUUGUUUACGUCUGUCAAUGUCCAAUGAUGUAUGCGGCCACAACAUUGAUCAUAACUUACGCUGUCAUAUUCUCAUUCGUCAUGAUUUUUUGCGGUCAACUUGCGGUUCUGAGUCACAGGAUUUUGAAUAUGAAGAAGGAUAACACUGAUCCUCGUGUUUUUUUUCGUCGACACGCAAGACAGCACAUUAAAAUUAGUGUGAUGAUGCAGUGGCUCAAUGAGGCGUUUCGUGUGGCCCUUCUGUACGAUCGCUUUGCCACCACAGUGUUGAUAGGACUAAUUUGUUAUAAAUUAUUAUUGGAUAUCCAUGACGUCAAUGUAUUUGGUAUAUUUCAAUUAGUAAAUUAUGUUGUGUACAUGACACUGUUAGUGUACCUCAACUGUUUCAUGGGAGAAUGCUUGAAUACAGAGUGUACAGCACUUCUGAACGCCUACUAUGACUGUGAAUGGUACGACAUGACAGAUUUCCAGAAAAAAGCGUUAAUUAUAUGCAUGCGAACGAGUCAAGAGCCGAUUCGAUUGACAGCGGGGAAGUACUAUGUAUUUUCGUUGGAUGGUUUUGCCCAGGUGAGGAUUCCAAUGAGCCCUUCAACAUCACCACCAAAGCAGCCGCAUGGAAAAAUUGUCAAAAACAGUGAGAAAAAAAAUCUAGCAUCGAUUCAAUCAAUUUUUCCAUGUGGUCACUGAACUUGGGGGAAAACCCAUCAACACCUGAGUGACUAAUAAUUGUUUUAUUGUCCUCAGACAAUGAAAGCGUCAAUGGUGUAUGUGUCAAUGCUGCGGAAACUUAUUUAGUAUUACCUCAAUCCAAUUGUUUGUUUUAUAAAGUAUGGAAAUGUAUAGAGUUAUGAGAUGGAGAGUAAUUUUAAUUUCGAGAAAAAUAUAGGCUCAGUGAUAAUGUAAUGGAUUGUGAUGAUUACUGUUGACACGAGAAUGUGAUCGCUACCGGGUCCUGUGGGCCAGCCAACGCGCCUCGAGAGGCCCUUGAGCCAAUUCUUGAGUCAAGAGUCUCGAGCCUGUGGCGAGCUAGAGCUACAUCAGCUCAAAAUGGAUUUCGGUGGUAUAAGAGAUGUCAUCUCGACGAUCCGCAACUUUAAUCUAAUCUAGAGUGAGACGAUCCCUCAAAGUGGAGUCUUGCUCGAGUCGGAGGGGCUCGAAAGUGCUCAAACUCAAUACCACUCGAAAUAACUGACAGACACAACAUAGAUUUGAGGACAAUGUCACGUGUAUAACUA